Messenger RNA from Alligator mississippiensis (American alligator), 6765 nucleotides. RefSeq names its product RB transcriptional corepressor like 1 (gene RBL1). Gene Ontology annotation, cellular component: transcription regulator complex; chromatin; nucleus. The record is from RefSeq and is a predicted model, not a curated record. Gene Ontology annotation, molecular function: RNA polymerase II transcription regulatory region sequence-specific DNA binding. Bases 1563 to 4478 code for a protein of 971 amino acids. Gene Ontology annotation, biological process: regulation of transcription by RNA polymerase II; negative regulation of G1/S transition of mitotic cell cycle; cell differentiation. The transcript has 21 exons. Lineage: Eukaryota; Metazoa; Chordata; Crocodylia; Alligatoridae.
GUAAGAGCAUAAUUCCAACUGUUGGAAGUGGUCUUAUGGAAGGAAAUUGUGUCUCACUGACUAGGAUAUUACGGUCAGCCAAACUAAGCAGUAAGGAUAAGUUAAAUCUGGUGUGUCAGAUAUACAGCCCAUGGCCAGAUCUGGCCUGAAGAGCCAUUCCAUCUGGCUCGCCGGGCUACAGAAGUGUAGGCAGCAUGGCUAGGAUGGGAUUGUUGACUACCAAAGAAUUGAAGGCCCUUGAGCUUCAGUGGAUGUGGCCCUCAGCAGCAAGUGAGUGAACGAGGACUGUGUCAACACCCACCUGUUUGCUCUACUUGGCCCACUGUGGUAAGUGACUGCUUGGCCCACAACCGCUUGUUGUACUGCCACUGACCCAUGUCCUUGGCUGGAUUUACUGCCCUGUGCUUCAGGGUGGAUUUGAUUUAAAUCAAAUUAAUUUAAAUCAUAAUUUAAACUGCUGGUCAGGAAGCUUUGAUUUAAUCACUGUUUUCUACAAAAAGUGCAUUCUUGUUUUUUGAUAUCCUUUAUUCAUUUAACUUCUUGAAACUUUGCACUUCUGGAGAGAGGUAAGAGCUUGAUUGUGUAUAUACAAACUUGCAGAGACAAGAGGGUUGGUGGGUAGGUAAUCAGGUCUGUUCUCUCAUCUCCAUAUACUGCUAUUAACAAGGAUGUUAUCUCUGGAGACACAAAUCCACAGUUUGAGAAUUGAAACUAAGCAUCACAGAGAUGCUUAAUGGGAUCUUCUAGACUGAGCACUGAGUCCCAUUGGGUAGAGAGAUUUUUUUCUUUAAUAAUUACUAAUCUACAGAGGAGUCUCUGGGAGCUCCAUAAGAUUAGGCCUCUAAUAUAGUCCAUGGCCUGUUGUGACCUAUUUAUAAAACUUUUCUAAAAAGGUUAACAAGAAUCUAUUGUCUCAAUUAGUAUAUAAAUUAGAAGUUAUAAUCCCUAUUCUAUGAUGAUGUCUUUGACCUUCAGCAUAUUUUAAAAUUAAAAAUACCUUUAUACAGAUUUAUUUAAAAAAAAAAUUUCAACAAAAAAUAUUAGAUACAACAAAUCUGAUUUUAAUUUUUUUUAAUCAGAUUUUUUUUUUAAAUCAUUGAUUUUUAUCCACCUUGCUUUGCCUUAGACCAGACUGAGCCCACAGGAGUCCUGCAUUCUGUAUCUAGCCUGGUACACGGGGUGAAUUUGACCUGAGCUAAAUAUUGGUGGAGUUUUGGUUUUUGUGGUCUAAUCAUGUAUACUAAGUAUUUGACCACACUUCCUUGGCUUUUAUCUAUGUUUUCUAGUGUUUUAGGGUUGCUCUUCAUAGAGAUAGAGAUGUAAUUCACAAACAAAGAUCAACUGUCUUUUGCAAUAUGCUUAAUAUUGGAAACUAUCAAAAGUAAACAUUUGUUAUUUACUGUAUUUAAUUAGUCAUUCAGCAGUAAAUGUUAGACUUAAAUUCUUCGGUGAAGUCAACCUUGUUAUCUGAACUGUUUGAUUUGUCUUCCAAUUAAUGUGUAAAAUAUAACUGAAUGUUUUAUUCUUGGUCUUUUUAAAGUUUAAUUCAGUUUUUUAGUAAAAUGAAAAAAUGGAUGGAUAUGUCAAAUCAGUCGCAGGAAUUCCGAGAGCGAAUGGAAAGGCUGGAGAGAAACUUUGAGGUGUCAACUGUGAUUUUCAAAAAAUUUGAACCAAUAUUUUUAGAUGUAUUUCAAAAUCCUUACGAAGAGACACCUAAACCACAAAGAAGCAGGAAGCAGAGACCGGUGCCUUGCAGCAUUAAAGAUCUGUUCAACUUCUGCUGGACACUCUUUGUUUACACUAAGGGUAAUUUUCGUAUGAUUGGAGAUGAUUUGGUCAAUUCCUAUCAUUUGCUCCUGUGCUGCUUGGAUCUGAUUUUUGCAAAUGCCCUCCUUUGUCCAACUAGAAGAGAUUUGCUAAAUCCAUCAUUCAAAGGUUUACCAGCUGACUUUCACACGACUGAGGUCAAAACUUCUGCAGAGCCUCCUUGCAUCAUUGCUACACUAUGUGAACUACAUGAUGGACUUCUCGUAGAAGCUAAAGGAAUAAAAGAACACUACUUUAAACCAUAUAUUUCAAAGCUUUUUGAUAGAAAGAUUUUGAAAGGAGAAUGUGUCUUGGAUCUCUGCAGCUUUGCAGAUAACAACAAAGCAUUGAAUAAAGAGUAUGAAGAGUAUGUUUUAACAGUGGGUGACUUUGAUGAGAGGGUUUUCUUAGGAUCAGAUGCUGAAGAGGAAAUUGGAACACUUCAAAAGUUUCCCACUGACAUUUCAGUGGGCAAAACAACAGGAGUUCUUGUGGAAUGUCAUCUUCAGCAGCAUUUUGAAAAGAAAAGAUCAUUUGCACCUUCUACUCCACUAACUGGAAGAAGAUACCUGAGAGAGAAGGAAGUGGUCAUCACUCCUGUUGCUUCAGCAACACAAAGUGUGAGCCGGUUACAGAGCAUUGUGGCUGGGUUGAAAAGCACUCCUAGCAAACAACUUAUAGCUGUAUUUGAAUCUUGUGUGCGUAACCCUAUGGAAAGUAUUGUAAAUAGAGUAAAAGAAAUAGGUGAGGCUUUUUGUCAGAGCUAUACUAUGUCAACAGAUGACCAUCCUGGGUCUCACAUAGAUUUUGCUGUAAACAGACUAAAACUGGCAGAAAUCUUAUAUUAUAAAAUUCUGGAGACUAUAAUAGUGCAAGAAACACACAGACUGCAUGGGAAGGACAUGACCGUUCUCUUGGAACAAGAUAUUUUUCAUCAUUCCUUAAUGGCGUGCUGUUUGGAGAUUGUACUAUUUGCAUAUAGCUCACCACGUACAUUUCCUUGGAUCAUUGAGGUUCUCGAUCUCCGACCAUUCUAUUUUUAUAAGGUGAUUGAAGUAUUGAUUCGGUCUGAGGAAGGACUCUCUAGAGACAUGGUAAAGCACCUCAACAGCAUUGAGGAACAGAUUCUGGAGCGCCUAGCCUGGACCCAGGAUUCUGCACUGUGGAGUGCUCUCCAAGCCUCACAAAACAAAGUCCCAACUUGUGAAGAAGUAAUAUUCCCAAAUAAUUUUGAAGCUAGCAAUGGAGGAAGUGGGCUAGGACAUCUGCCUCUGAUGUCAAUGUCUCCUAUAAUGCAUCCGCGGGUAAAAGAGGUUCGGACAGAUCUUGGUGGGAGUUCACGAAGAGACAUGCAGCCGUUGUCACCAGUCUCUGUUCAUGAGCGCUACAGUUCUCCUAUAGCUGGAAGUGCUAAGAGAAGGCUUUUUGGAGAUGGCAUCCCAAACAAAAAGCGGAUGGAGAAGAUUUUGUGUGAAGGAACUAAGUUGAAAAUUGCCCCGUUUUCAAACACUGCUGCUGAAAUUGGGUCGGUCUCCCCUGGACAGACAGUAUUGACUAUGUCAACAGCUGCAGUAGCAGGAACAUCAGGGCAGAAAGUUACAAUUCCACUGCAUGGUAUUGCAAAUGAGACUGGGGGGAUCACCUUGAUUCCCAUUUCAAUGACUUUAUCUCAGCACCCCAAAGUGGAGAAUAAUGAACAAGUUCCCCUUACAGCCCAAGCUUUGACUAGUGCCUCUCCAAAUCAGUCCCAAAUGAAUCAAGCACAAGAAACGCAUCAUUUACCAGGAAGCAAACCAAAGAAAACUGGUUCCCUAGCUCUAUUUUACAGAAAGGUAUAUCAUUUGGCAAGUGUGCGUUUGCGUGAUUUGUGCUUAAAAAUGGAUGUUUCCAAUGACUUGCGCAGGAAGAUAUGGACAUGUUUUGAGUUCACAUUAGUUCACUGCACAGAUCUAAUGAAAGACCGACAUUUGGAUCAGCUCCUCCUUUGUGCCUUUUACAUUAUGGCAAAGGUGACCAAAGAGGAAAGAACUUUUCAGGAUAUUAUGAAAAGUUACAGAAAUCAGCCACAAGCAAAUAGCCAUGUUUAUAGGAAUGUCUUGUUGAGAAGUACUCCUACAGCUGUUACGUCGGACAAUAAAAAUAUAAACCAAGAUGUAGAGAUGACAGAUGGUGACUCUUCUGGGAAAGCAUGCUGUUCAUCAUUAAGAUCUACAUUAGAGAACUCCAGUGAAUCAGGAGAGGAGAGAGGAGAUCUUAUAAAAUUUUACAAUGCAGUCUAUGUAGGAAGAGUAAAAUCGUUUGCACUGAAAUAUGAUAUGACAAACCAGGAUCAUGCAAUGGAAGCACCUCCCCUUUCCCCAUUUCCCAACAUUAAACAGCAACCAGUAUCUCCUUGGCGAAUAUCCCAGCAACACUCUGUUUAUGUUUCUCCACACAAGAAUGGUCCCUGCCUAACACCUCGUACUGCCCUACUGUACAAGUUUAAUGGAAGCCCGUCUAAGAGCUUAAAGGACAUUAAUAAUAUGAUCAAACAAGGUGAACACAGGAAUAAGAAACGAGCAAUAGCAAUUGAUAGUGACACAGAAACUCCAGCAAAACGACUCUGCCAAGAAAACGAUGAUGUUUUACUUAAACGUCUUCAGGAUGUUGUCAGUGAAAGAGCAAAUCAUUAGAGCUAUCAUGGUCCUAUGAGUACUGAAAUCUGUAAAGUUCAACAUACCUGUUAUAUAAUUUAUUUCCACACAGCCAUGAUGUGUAUUGGCAUUGUGCCAAUAACUUGCAACAUCUUUAUUGUCUCCUAACAUUGGUAGACAUGCAACAAAAGUGGUAAGGAGUGAUUGCUGCAAAAUUAGGCAAUAAUCACAUUGAGGUUUUUUCCUGUCAGAUAUGCUGCAAAUCACUCUGUUUAAUAUUCUUUUUGUUCUUUAAGCCAUGCCAAAUACUCAUCUUUAAAUUAUUUCAGAGAGUCUGCUUUUGGCAUUUAUCAAAGGUUGUGCAUAUAACACAUACUGCACAUAUAUACAUAGUGUAUCUUGCAACUGUGAAAAAUGUUAGCAUGUGUCAGUCAUGGUUUAAACCAUUCUCAGCUUUGGCCAACAGUUAUAGCUGUUACAAUGUGAGAAUUCAUUUAACAAACUUGAAAACUGUCCUGUUCAUGAACUGUGUAGUAUUUACACCAAAUGUAAGCCAAAUCAGAUGAGGCAUAUUUGUAUAAAUAUUUUUUUUUGGAGUUUUUGGAACCUUGUCUCAGUGAGACUGUAAAAUGCCAGUAUCUAACUCGUACAAUUAAUAAUUUAGUAAGAUUGGAUUUGAUAGAAUGAUUUUAUCGAUUGGAAAAAAAGUUACUAUUUAUUCAUUAUUGUAUAUUAGUAGUCCAUUUUUGUUUAAGGCUCUUUUUUUUUUUUUUUUUUAAAUAUCAAAUCCAUCAACUCUACUGUAUCACUUUUGUUCUAUCUUGGCAUAUGUACAUAGUGCUAACAAACUUGACCUGUCCUUUUAUUGUAUAACUUGGUAAUAGAACUUUGUUCAUUUUGCUAGCUAAGUUAUUGAUCAUUCCAUGGUUAGACAUGUUACAAUGCCAAUUUUACAAAGUGGAACUGGUGGAAGUGAAGAAAGAAAUGUGGUUAUAAAGCAGGAGCGGGUGAAGUCCAGUCUGUGGGCUGGAUUGAGGCCACUGCAGAUUCCAUUUCCCAGCAGCCCCUGCCUGUGGUGCUGCAGCCAAUUUCCAUGGCGGGGGGGGGGGGGACACUGUGGGACUGUGACAGUGUGGGAUCAGGGUUUCCAUGGAGACCAGACCCAGCAGUGCUGCCUGGGCACACAGCUGGGUGGGGAGCUGCUCCAGGGCUGGGAUUUUGCACAAGUCCAGAGCUGGGGGAGAUCUGUGAUCCUCUGCCUACAGACCCUGGACAGGGGCAUGCAGGCAAUGCAUCACAGCUCUGCCCCGAUUUCAGACCACACUCUCACCACUGCAAGAUUCCAGCCCCAGCUGUGGAGCACCUCUCUGCCCAGCUGCAUGCCCUGCCAGCAGUGCUGGGGCUGGUCUCCAUGCAAACCCUGGCUCCAUGUUGUCAGGGCGCUGCUGUUGCUGGGGUCUUCAUGGAAACUGGUCACAGUUAAUGUGGGCAGGGGCUGCUGGUAAAUGGAGUCUGGCUGCCAGCUGGAUCCACCAUUUUGCCCACCCCUGUUUAUAAAGAGAGAGUUGGCUUAUACACUUCAAUAAUCAGCAUUGAAGGAAAAGUUCACAAGCUCCAAAGCAACACAAUAACUUUUAAAGGUGGUUUUGCUUCUAACUGCUCUAAAAAGAUGUUUGACAGUAAAAGACCACAAUAAGUUAAAAUGGCAUAAUGAAGUACAUGCUAGUUUUGAUGCACAUGGCAGUUCUCAGGCGAAAUUCUUAAGAUACCAUAUUAAUUUCUUGACCAAAGCAGCUGUACGUAGGAUAAUCUUGUUCUGAGUCCAGCCCUAGAAAGACAUAUGGAUAUAGAUUUCACACAGACCAAGCCAAUUUUGCUUACGUCUCUGAGUAUAUGAUUGUAUUUCUCCAAAGACUGGGGAAAGUAUGGGUUACUUAGUAUUGCAUGAUGUAGUAAUUAAAUUGAUAUAGCUUUACUUUUUCAUCAUAUAUAGAUCUAGUUUAUGGCUAAAGAUGUUUUCCCACUAGACCAAUUCACUGUUCUCUGAUCUUUUAUUAAAAUAACGGUGUUGAAAUUCUUGAUAAUCAUGAUUAAUUUAGUGCUUUUUAUUUAAAAAUUAAAAUAUUACAAUUGGAUCUUAAUUUCAUUUUCUACACUAAACUUGAUUCUGAAUAGAUGCUAACAGAAUUUUGGACUUGCUCAAACUUGUUUUGGAAAAAGUUUGGACAUUAACACAUCCUGUUCAACAUUUCUAAAAUUUGUUAACAGUUUAGAAGUGCCUUCACUUGUAAAUAUGUAUUUUACAGUAAAACAAUUUUUAAAAACA